Eutrema salsugineum is the source of this 722-nucleotide messenger RNA. RefSeq names its product transcription elongation factor 1 homolog. The record is from RefSeq and is a predicted model, not a curated record. Gene Ontology annotation, molecular function: RNA polymerase II complex binding. Gene Ontology annotation, cellular component: transcription elongation factor complex. The transcript is spliced from 5 exons. Gene Ontology annotation, biological process: transcription elongation by RNA polymerase II. The coding region runs from base 159 to 530 and encodes 123 amino acids. Lineage: Eukaryota; Viridiplantae; Streptophyta; Magnoliopsida; Brassicales; Brassicaceae.
GUCUUCUGAGAGUGGAAAAAUAUCAAAAAAUUCCAACAACUCUCUCCUUUAACUCUUGUUUUCUCCCAAUUGACAUAACCUUGUUCCUCGCAGUGUCUAGGGUUUCGUAUCUCGCUCUUUCUCAAGGAUUCGAUCUUGCGCAAUUACAGCUCAAAACCAUGGGAAAGAGAAAGUCAAGGGCAAAGCCUGCUCCAACAAAGCGAAUGGACAAGCUUGACACAGUCUUUAGUUGUCCUUUUUGCAAUCACGGGUCUAGUGUCGAAUGCGAAAUUAAUAUGAAGGAGAUGAUUGGUAAAGCAACUUGUAGAAUCUGUGAAGAAAGCUUUAGCACUACUAUCACAGCUUUGAGUGAAGCUAUAGACAUCUAUAGCGAAUGGAUCGACGAGUGCGAGAGGGUUAAUACUGUGGAAGAUGAUGUUGAGCAAGAAGAGUUAGAGGAAGAAGAAGAAGAAGAGUUAGAGGAAGAAGAAGAGGAGGAAGAUGAAGAUGAACGUGUUUCUGUCAAAAGGAAGUAUAACUACCGAGACUAGCCUUUUAUCGAAAACCAUGCAAGUCUUUUUAGAGAUUGCCUUAUGUUGUAAUAUCUACCUUGAGAAAGUUACAAGAACAAUCUUUAGUGUUUUCUCAGUGUCUGAUAGAAAAAACAUAACAGUGUGAUGAAUUGUAAGUGGAUUAAGCCUUUGCCAAAUCGGUCUAAUACAUUUAUGAAACUCAAAACCAAA